GCCGUGGGAGGCGGCGGUGGGCGUGUGCGUGCGGGUGAAGGACGCCGCCUCUCGCUCCGCGUUCGCAGGCGCCGGCGGGAGCGGCGGGGCUGUUGGCUCCGGCAGCGGCGGCGGCGGCGGCGGCGGCUUCCGGAGUCCCGCCGCGAAGAUGCUGAAAGUCACGGUGCCCUCGUGCUCCGGCUCGACCGCCAGUGUGGACCGGGCGGCCGAGAACCUCGUCCCGGAUUACUGGAUCGACGGCUCCAAAAGGGAUGCUCUGAGCGAUUUCUUCGAGGUGGAGUCGGAGCUGGGACGGGGUGCUACAUCCAUUGUGUACAGAUGCAAACAGAAGGGGACUCAGAAGCCUUAUGCUCUCAAAGUGUUAAAGAAAACAGUGGACAAAAAAAUCGUGAGAACUGAGAUAGGAGUUCUUCUUCGCCUCUCACAUCCAAACAUUAUAAAACUCAAAGAGAUAUUUGAAACCCCUACGGAAAUCAGUCUGGUCCUGGAACUUGUCACAGGAGGAGAGCUGUUUGACAGGAUUGUGGAAAAAGGAUAUUACAGUGAACGAGAUGCUGCAGAUGCUGUUAAACAAAUCCUGGAGGCCGUUGCUUACCUCCAUGAAAAUGGGAUUGUCCAUCGUGAUCUCAAGCCAGAGAAUCUCCUCUAUGCAACUCCAGCCCCAGACGCACCACUCAAAAUUGCUGAUUUUGGACUCUCCAAAAUUGUGGACCAUCAAGUGCUCAUGAAGACGGUGUGUGGAACCCCAGGGUAUUGCGCACCUGAAAUUCUUAGAGGCUGCGCCUACGGACCUGAGGUGGACAUGUGGUCUGUGGGGAUAAUCACCUACAUCCUACUUUGUGGAUUUGAACCAUUCUAUGAUGAAAGAGGUGACCAGUUCAUGUUCAGGAGAAUUCUGAAUUGUGAAUAUUACUUUAUCUCCCCCUGGUGGGAUGAAGUAUCUCUAAAUGCCAAGGACUUGGUCAGGAAAUUAAUUGUUUUGGAUCCUAAGAAACGGCUGACUACCUUCCAAGCUCUUCAGCACCCAUGGGUCACAGGCAAAGCAGCCAAUUUUGUACACAUGGAUACUGCUCAAAAGAAGCUCCAAGAAUUCAAUGCCCGACGCAAGCUUAAGGCAGCAGUGAAGGCCGUGGUGGCCUCCUCCCGGCUGGGCAGCGCCAGCAGUAGCCAUGGCAGCAUCCAGGAGAACCAGAAGGCCAGCCGGGAGCCAUCUCCAAUCCACGAUGGCAGUGAAGCUGUUGCUGAAGCUGUUGAAGCUGUUCCAAAAGAGAAAGUUAAAAAAGAUGGGGCCCAAGUGGCAGCUGAGAUGGCAGAGGCUGAGCUGAGGAAGAGUUGGGCUGAAGAAGAAAAUCAAAAUGCUGAUACAAAUGAUGCUGAGGCCAACUUGAUGGUGCCCGAGGCCCUAGAGGAUGGGCUAGAGGUGGCUGACCCAGAAGCAGAGGAGGGCCCAGCAGAGGAGCAGCUGAACAUUGUGAAGGAAGAAGCAAACCCUGAAGCAGAGCAAGAAGAGCCUGAAGAGCCUGCUCUGGGAUUUGGAGCUGAGCAGAAUGAUGUGGUCCUGCCAGAGCACUAAGCUGGCUUCCUUCCAAUCUGGAAGCCAACUCCCGGUACUUUAUACAUUGUGUUCUUCAGCAAGGAAGGUGUGGAAGCAUGACAGGCGCUAUAGUGAUUCUGUUUUUGAGGUGCAAAAAAAUACAUAUAUAUCAGUUGGUAAUCCUAACUUCAAUGCAUGUGACUGCUUUAUGAAAAAUAGUGUCUUCUAUGGUAUGUAGUGGAUACUUAAUACCGAUGAGAGUUAAAUUUGAAACUAUAAGUAAAGACAACGUUUAAAAACAUGCAUUUUCAGGGACCAGGAGCACACAUUUGAAGUAAAUAACCAAUGGUUUUUGCUUUGAAAACCUAACCAUUGGUACCCUUUGGAUUUCUUCACAAGGCAAUCAUCUCUUUGGACUGUUCCUCAGCCAGUAGUAGGUAGUGCUCUAAGAUGUAUUUCUAUGACAUUCACAUUUUACUUAUCAUCAGUGUGUUUCAAGUGUUUACAAGGAGAUGGUUAUACUUUAUAGUCGUAUGGCAUGUGCAAAAAAAUCCACAGCGGUAAGAAACUGAAGCAUACUUUAAGGGCCAUGAAACCAUAUGCUCCAAAGCUUGUGUAGAGAAUGCUUUUUUAUUUUAUCCUUAGCUGUAUAUUCUAUAUUACUAAUAACCAAAAAUAUUCUAUCUUACAAUUGUUCCAUUUUACAAUCCUAGAGAAAGUAUUUUACCAAUUCAUCCUUCAUUGCUAUCUAAUGAGAUGUCCUUCUGAUGGACAACACUUAGGGAGAAGUAAAAAAUUUUAGGGAAGCCCUAGCCAGUUUGGCUCGGUAGAUGGAGCAUCAGCCUACGGACUGAAGGGUCCCAGGUUCAAUUGGUCCCAGGUUUGAUUCCGGUCAAAGGCG
Messenger RNA from Myotis myotis, 2435 nucleotides. RefSeq names its product calcium/calmodulin dependent protein kinase IV (gene CAMK4). The transcript is spliced from 11 exons. Gene Ontology annotation, molecular function: calmodulin binding; ATP binding; calcium/calmodulin-dependent protein kinase activity. The record is from RefSeq and is a predicted model, not a curated record. The coding region runs from base 149 to 1573 and encodes 474 amino acids. Gene Ontology annotation, biological process: protein phosphorylation. Lineage: Eukaryota; Metazoa; Chordata; Mammalia; Chiroptera; Vespertilionidae.